AUGUCCGCACCACCGCCCCCGCAAUGGGUUGUCGACCUCAACUCGGCGCCCGCAUCGAAACCCAAGAACGCAUCGCUCCCAGACCCACCAGGCUACACAGCGUCCAUGACUCGCAAAGAGCGCGCUCUCUCCUCCAAGAAGACCCGCGUGCCACCUACCCCAGAAGAGAUGGACACACUCAAGAUGAAAAAGGCGUGGGAAGUCGCCAUAGCCCCCGCGAAGCAGCUGCCCAUGAACGCUUUUGGCAUGUACAUGACCGGAAACUCGCUUCAGAUCUUCUCUAUCUUCAUGGUUUUCACGCUCUUCAAGACACCCGUUAUGGCUGCACUUGGCAUUCAGCGCACAUUCGCACCCUUCGAAACACCCGGCACAGCUGGUCGCCUGCUGGGUGUCAAGGUCGUCUAUAUCCUCACUAACCUGCUCAUGCUCGCAUUGGGUAUCUGGAAGGUGAAUGCAAUGGGACUGCUGCCAACGACCCGGUCAGACUGGCUGGCAUGGGAGGGCGAGAGGACAUGGUCAGAAAGAGCCGUGCCCAGGGAGUGGCUGUAA
This is a messenger RNA of Macroventuria anomochaeta, 549 nucleotides long. RefSeq lists its product as uncharacterized. Gene Ontology annotation, cellular component: EMC complex. NCBI's taxonomy places the organism in Eukaryota, Fungi, Ascomycota, Dothideomycetes, Pleosporales, Didymellaceae. The transcript is spliced from 2 exons. Gene Ontology annotation, biological process: protein folding in endoplasmic reticulum. The record is from RefSeq and is a predicted model, not a curated record. Bases 1 to 549 code for a protein of 182 amino acids.